Messenger RNA from Equus quagga, 951 nucleotides. RefSeq names its product olfactory receptor 8S1-like. The transcript has a single exon. Gene Ontology annotation, molecular function: olfactory receptor activity; G protein-coupled receptor activity. Gene Ontology annotation, biological process: G protein-coupled receptor signaling pathway. The record is from RefSeq and is a predicted model, not a curated record. Lineage: Eukaryota; Metazoa; Chordata; Mammalia; Perissodactyla; Equidae. The coding region runs from base 1 to 951 and encodes 316 amino acids. Gene Ontology annotation, cellular component: membrane.
AUGGCAUUGGGAAACCACAGCACCAUUAGUGAGUUCAUCCUCCUUGGACUGUCUACAGACCCCCAUGUCCAGGCUCUGUCCUUUGUGCUGUUCCUAGCAAUUUACCUCCUGACUCUGCUGGGAAACCUGAUGAUGCUUCUGGUGAUCAGGACUGAUCCUCACCUCCAUACACCCAUGUACUUCUUCCUGAGUCACCUCUCUUUCCUGGAUCUUUGCUACUCCUCAGUCACCCUGCCCAAGCUGCUGGAGAAUCUCCUGUCUCAGAAGAAAACGAUCUCUGUGGAGGGCUGUCUAGCUCAAGUCUUCUUUUUGUUUGACACUGGGGGCACUGAAGCCUGCCUUCUCACAGUGAUGGCCUAUGACCGCUAUGUUGCCAUCUGCCAUCCUCUGCUCUAUAGCCAAAUGAUGAGCAACCAGCUCUGCAAGGGGCUGGUGUGUGGCUCCUGGGGACUGAGCUUUCUGGAUGCAUUCAUCAAUAUCCUGCUAGCUUUGGACUUUGACUUCUGUAGGGAUCAGUCCAUUCCCCACUACAGUUGUGAGCUACCCUCUCUCUUCCCUCUGUCCUGCUCUGACAUCUCCACCAGUUUUACUGUUCUGCUCUGCUCCAGUCUCCUACAUGGGCUAGGGACCUGUUUCCUGAUCAUAUUCUCCUACACCCUCAUUGUCUCCACCAUCCUGGGUAUCAGCUCCUCCUCAGGCAGAAUCAAGACCUUCUCCACCUGCUCAUCCCACCUUACUGCAGUGCUCCUGUUUUAUGGUUCAGCUUUCCUUCGCUAUAUCAUGCCAACUUCAGGUUCACCACUGGAGUUGAUCUUCUCUGUACAGUACAGUGUGGUCACUCCCUUAAUGAAUCCCCUUAUCUAUAGCCUGAAGAACAAUGAGGUGAAAGCAGCUGUGAGAAGGACCUUUAGAAAAUAUCUCCAAUAUAUGCUGACCAAAGACAGAAGAUGA